UGAAGUGAUUUAAUUACCAUUUAAUUUUGGACUUCAGUCUCAUCUUCUGCAUUGUUAUGUCACCUGUUGCAAGUCUUAUUUUAUAGCUGAUUCUCCAUUUGAGGAACUGGAUUUGUUCCAUAGCUCUUAAUCCCUUCAGGUUUAUUGUUUUUACUAUCUUAAAGGUUGCUUCUAUCAGCGUUUUCCAGCCUGUUUUACGUGCCCUUGUGUCCACUUUGUCCUGUCAUAUCCUGAUUUGGUCCCUAGUAUUGAUCAAGCUUCAUAAAUAUUUAGCAUUUACCUUAAUGCACCUCUGCAGCAGACCCUCUGGUCAAUGCACUGCACUGUUUAAAGGACUGGGAGUUCUUUAUCUGUUAGCUUUUUGUCAAGGGCUUGGGUUUGGACGUUGUGGUCCUGCCAGCUACAUAAAAUUACUUUAGCGUUUUUGCAACAACAUCAUUGUUUCUACUUCUUGCAUGUUGCGUAGCAGUGAGAUAUGAUCACUGUCCUAAGCUGCUGCUGUUGAAAGCAGCUCAGUCAGUCUGGUUAGUGAAGGAUUUCUAAGAACACUGGGAGAUCUACAGUCCAGGGAAUAUAUUUUUGGCUCCAAGGUUGAAUGUCCACCAUAUGUGCUCCUCCUGAUAAGGUCAUGAUAAGACUUUUGUGUGCUGCAGUCAUAGGUUUAGGCCUUUUAUCUACAAUUUGUGUAUCAAACACAGUUAUUAUACUGAUAAAACAAGCUACACCUGAGGUAAUCUGACUGUUGAUGCUGGGCGGUAUGCUAGUCUGUAAGCAAUUUGACUGUCAUAAAUACAGUGAUUAUCGGUUUAAACAUUAACUCGGAGGUCUUUCGUCAAGUGGACUGCUGCUGACUGAGCUUCGCUUUAAACCAAAUCUUCGCCUGUUCUUGCGUUCCACUCUGAGGAAAUUCACAUUCAGCUAUGAGCAACUUUGCGCAGAUCUUGAAGGAGAUCGGGGAGUUUGGUUUAUAUCAGAAACGCCUGGUGGUUGCAUUAUGCAUCCCCACCGUGUUUGUAGCGUUUGAUGUUAUUGGGCAGGUGUUUACAGGCAUGAGCUUCCCACAUCACUGCAACACUGACUGGAUCAAGGAUCGUGGACCCAACCUGACAGAGGAGAGGCAGAAGAGUCUCACCAUCCCACUGAACGAGGAUGGAAGCUUUGAAAGCUGUGAAAUGUUCACACCUGUACCUGGGGCUUGGAAUUUGGAAGACAUUGAAAAGUAUGGGAUUAACACCACAACAGGAUGCAUAAAUGGAACGGUUAUUGAGAUACCUGAAGGUGCCUCCAGCAUUCUGACUCAGUUUAACCUGGUGUGUGACAGGAGUAGUUUUAUCGAGGCCUCACAGUCCAUCUACAUGGCUGGUCUUCUGGUCGGAGCAUUCCUGAUGGGGCAGUUAGCUGACAGGUUUGGUCGACGCUUUGUGGUCCUGCUUUCGCUCCUCCUCCUGCUGUUGUUUGGUGUGGGUGCUGGUUUCUCACCCAACAUCUAUGUUUAUAUAGUUCUCAAAUUUUUAGGUGGCACCGCUAUUUCAGGCAUUAUCGCCAAUGCAUUUGUGAUAGGUGGAGAAUGGAGUGAUUCUUCCAAGUUUGCUCUCUGUACCAUUGUCUGCCACUCUUUUUUCCCUGUUGGACUGAUGGUGUUGUCUGGCCUCGCCUAUUUGAUCCGCAACUGGAGGAUCCUGCAGCUGGUGCUCUUCAGCCCUCUCCUCCUCGUCCUAGGAAUUUUCUACAUAGUUCUUCCAGAAUCGGCUCGCUGGCUCAUUACUCAGGGCAAGAAGGACGAGGCCAUAAAGGCGAUCAGGAAAGCAGCCCGAGUGAACAAGAGAAACGUCCCAGAAGAUCUUCUAGAAAAACUGGAGUUUGAGGAUACGUCCAAAAAAGGAAACAUGCUGGACAUCAUCAGGAUCUCUUAUCUGAGAAAGCGUGCCAUCAUAAUGAGCUACAUCUGGUUUGGAACUAGUCUGGUGUACUAUGGGCUGAGCCUGAAUGUUGGCAAUUUUGGUCUGGAUAUUUACCUCACGCAGUUCAUCUUUGGCGUGGUAGAACUACCUGCACGUCUGGGCAGUUUGCCUCUUCUCCAGCGCUUUGGGAGGAGAAUCUGUCAAGCGGGGGUGCUGCUUUUUGCAGGGGUUGCUUGCCUCGUAAUCCUUGUUGUACCAACAGACCUUCCUGUAGUGGUAACAGUCGUAGCCGUGCUGGGAAAAUUUGCUGCUACUGCCAGUUUUUCCACAGUUUAUGUUUAUACUGCAGAAUUAUAUCCAACAACUCUAAGGCAGAAUGGUGUAGGGCUGAACUCCGUGUUUGCUCGUGUUGCCGGCAUCCUCGCUCCGCUGAUCAGACUCCUGGAUGUCUAUCAUCGCAUCAUCCCCAUGCUGAUAUAUGGAAUUGUCCCUAUUGUCGCUGGGGGGGUUUGUUUCCUUCUUCCUGAAACCGUCAAUGCUGAACUUCAGGACCACGUUGAAUCUGCAGAACCUAAGGAUGGGACUUCAGACACGAGAUCCUUCACUGAUGAGGGAAAAUCAGAAAAGAGCACAAAAAUGUAAUUUAUAUGGUUGCACUGGUUUGCACAGUUUUAUUGCUGCACUUCCUGACAGCUGGCACACAAGAAAUUUGUUUAUAUGCAGACCUUCAACUGAAUCCCAUUUAACUUGUAAAUUAGUACACAAAAUAGUUUUUUUUUUGUAUUUACAAUCUGUUACUUUUUUCCAGGUUGUAACCAGAAAAUUGUUUUUGUAGUUACAAUCUGUUAACAAUUUGCUUAAUUUGUACAAAAGCCGUGUGUUGUUUGAUAACUGAUGUGUGUGUAUUUAUAUGUGCUAUAUAUUGGCUAUGCACUUGUCUUCUCUCUCUUUGGUUGUUGGGUGAGAGUAUAAGUGUUCUUCUUUUCCCAUGAAUAAACUAUGAACCCUC
Messenger RNA from Acanthochromis polyacanthus (spiny chromis), 2910 nucleotides. Its product is annotated as solute carrier family 22 member 13-like. Gene Ontology annotation, biological process: transmembrane transport. The transcript has 10 exons. Bases 921 to 2543 code for a protein of 540 amino acids. Gene Ontology annotation, molecular function: transmembrane transporter activity. Gene Ontology annotation, cellular component: membrane. Lineage: Eukaryota; Metazoa; Chordata; Actinopteri; Pomacentridae. The record is from RefSeq and is a predicted model, not a curated record.